Molecule: messenger RNA, 1116 nt
Organism: Metschnikowia bicuspidata var. bicuspidata NRRL YB-4993
Lineage: Eukaryota; Fungi; Ascomycota; Pichiomycetes; Serinales; Metschnikowiaceae
Gene: GAL7
Product: UDP-glucose:hexose-1-phosphate uridylyltransferase
Exons: 1
Coding region: 1-1116 (371 amino acids)
Biological process (GO): beta-D-galactose catabolic process via UDP-galactose, Leloir pathway
Cellular component (GO): cytoplasm
Molecular function (GO): zinc ion binding; UDP-glucose:hexose-1-phosphate uridylyltransferase activity
Source: RefSeq, a predicted model, not a curated record
AUGGCCGCAUUUAGUUUCUCCGAGCACUCGCACCGGAGAUACAAUCCUUUAACCGAUGAUUUUGUCUUGUGUUCGCCUCACCGUGCUAAGCGACCAUGGCAAGGGGCCGAAGAAACCGUAGCCAAAAACGAACUGCCGACUUACGAUCCCAAAUGCUAUUUGUGUCCUGGAAAUUCUCGUGCCAGCGGCGGCGUAGCAAAUCCAAAAUACGAGUCGACAUACGUUUUUCCUAACGAUUUUCCGGCUGUUCAAUUGGAUCAGCCUGAAUACGAAGAUGGCGAACAGCUGGACCUGGCAGUUUCACAAUUAAAACAGAAGCUCUUACGUGUCAGUAGCGUGAGGGGCAAAUGCUACGUGAUAUGUUUCAGUCCAAACCAUGCAUUGACGCUUCCAUUGAUGACGCAUUCGGAAAUCACCCUGGUCGUCGACACGUGGCAAAGUCUCUAUUUCGAAACAAAAAGCCAGGCAGAAAAAGGUGAGGCGCCUUUCACGUACUUGCAGAUUUUUGAAAACAAAGGUCUGGCGAUGGGGUGCUCGAACCCCCACCCACAUGGGCAAGCAUGGUGCUUGGAUGUAGUGCCUACAGAAGUGAGCCACGAGCUUGCCAACAUGGCCAAAUACGUCGAAAGAAACAACAGUCAUUUGCUUGCAGAUUACGUGGAGUUGGAGCUAGCUGCAAGAGAACGCAUAGUGACGGAAAAUGAUUCCUUUCUUGUGGUGGUACCCUUUUGGGCCGUCUGGCCAUUUGAAACGCUUCUUUUGGCAAAGACCCACUUGCCCUCUCUUGCAGAGUUUUCCGAAAAGCACAAAGCUGAUUUGGCAGCGGCGUUGAAGACGUUGACAACUAAAUACGAUAACUUGUUCAAGACAUCGUUCCCAUACUCCAUGGGCUUGCACCAAGCGCCUUUAAAUGCCACUGAUGCAGAGAAAAAAUCUUCCUGGUUCCAUAUGCAUUUCUACCCUCCGUUGUUGCGCUCGGCUACUGUGAAGAAAUUCUUGGUGGGAUUUGAGAUGUUGGGAGAAGCACAGAGGGACUUGACAAGUGAGCAGGCUGCAACAAGGCUCUCUGAGUUGGAUGGGGUUGUUCACUACACGAAGGACUUACAUUUGGGAUAA